This is a messenger RNA of Nicotiana tabacum (common tobacco), 984 nucleotides long. The record is from RefSeq and is a predicted model, not a curated record. NCBI's taxonomy places the organism in Eukaryota, Viridiplantae, Streptophyta, Magnoliopsida, Solanales, Solanaceae.
AUGCACUGGGGCUCUGUUGAUUUUUCUUCACAUUCUGCGGCCACAAAUAGAAAUCUGCGAUCACUCCUCUUUGAGUUGGAUUUCAUCGUAGUGGCUCAUUUUUCAAUACUCCUGCAGCUGGAUAUUAACAAUUCUUUCUUGCAAGGUAAUCUUGAUGAAGAAGUGUAUAUGCGGCUCCUCGUGCUUGGUAUACUUAACGCAAAAACUAUCUGUUUACUUUGGGUUUUGUUAAAUCCCGAUUUGAUUCCUCGCUCUUCAUUUUGCAUAAAUGGAUUCACUGUGUACAUUUUGGCCUAUGUUGAUGAUACUUUAGUGACUGGUAACCACCAACGAGGUGUUCAUUAUAACAUUGAGGCUCUCUCAAAACGUUUUUCACUGAAGGAUUUAGGACCCCUUCAUUACUUUCUUAGUGUUAAGGUAAUUCGUUCAUCUACUGGUCUCUUGCUCUCUCAACAGAAGUACACUAUGGAUCUACUGCAUGAGGUUGCUAUGGAUAAUUGCAAAGGUGUUUCUACACCCAUGACAUCUAUUGUUGUUUUUGACCCCUCACCUGAUGAUCAUCUAGUUGAUGGUUCUUUUUACCGACGCAUUAUUGGUAAGCUUCAUUACCUUUCUUUCACUCGUCCCGAUAUAGCUUAUGAUGUCAGCAAGUUGUCACAAGCUAUGCAUCAACCGCUUAUGUCACAUUGGGUUGCUCUUAAGCGGCUUCUCUGCUAUCUCAGUUCCACUACUUUCAAUGUUGUACACAUUGCCAAGGAGAGUGACCGUAGACUGCUUUCUUACUCUGAUUCAGACUGGGCGGGAGAUCCUCAUGAUCGCACCUCCACCAUUGGUUAUGUUAUCUAUCUUGGUCGUUCUCCUAUUUUAUGGUCUUUGAAGAAGCAACGUUCAGUUUUUCGUUCUUCUACAGAGGCUGAAUAUCGGGCAGUUGCAGCUGCUGCUUCCGAGACUAAUUGGCUCACCCAUCUUCUUCAAGAGCUUUAG